This is a messenger RNA of Pomacea canaliculata, 765 nucleotides long. RefSeq lists its product as uncharacterized. Lineage: Eukaryota; Metazoa; Mollusca; Gastropoda; Architaenioglossa; Ampullariidae. The coding region runs from base 1 to 765 and encodes 254 amino acids. The record is from RefSeq and is a predicted model, not a curated record. The transcript has 3 exons.
AUGAACAGCACUGCAAACCUGACGAUCCGGACAGAAACCAACUUGACAAUGGACUCGUACAUCUUCUACCUCAGUGCUGACAGGUUCAUUAGUCGGCAGAGUCGGAGAGUCGUUGAGAUCGUUUGUUAUGGCGGACUCACAUCUCUCCUGUGUUGUGUUGGUGUUGUAGUCAACGUCCUCAGCUGCCUGGUCUUCUGGCGCCAGGGGCUGAAGGACCAUAUGAACCUCUGUCUCUUCUGUCUGGCCCUCACCGACUGUUCUUAUCUGCUCUCUACCUUUACAGUCCUCUCUCUGACAGAGCUGCUGCGCCUCUGUGAUGAGGCCAUUGGAGAAAAAUUUUACGUCUUAGCUUUUACCUACGUCGGCAGUGUGUUGUACGGCUUCCGGUCGGCAUCUGAGUGGAUGGAGGCGGUGAUCGCGGUGGAGAGAUGCGUGUGUGUGGUGUUUCCACUGCGGGCUUCCACCAUCUUGUCACCACAAAACCCUGUUGGCACUGUGUGCUGUCAGUCUGACAUGACAAACCACACCAUCGUUCCUCUAGAGGGCGCCACAGACCAGACGACAGUUGCCGCUCCCUCACUCAAUGGCACUGGUGACGUCAUCGGCAAGCAGCAGCUGCUGGAGACGGUUGUGAACACCGGCGUGACGUCACUGAUUUGCGUGGUCAGUGUCGCCGGAAAUGUCGUCAACUGCUUAGUGUUCUGGCGCCAGGGUCUGAAGGAUCGCAUGAACGUAGAGCAACGACCCACUGCAUUACCAUGGUAA